GUGCUGUAUUCCCGGCAAUGCCAGCAGUUUAAUAUGAGGGAUUAAAAGGACCCGGAUCUGGAACCCCGCGAAGAUCACAAGUAUCAACCGGAACGGAUUUCAAAACACGGUAUAGCGCUGAGGGAAUACAUGACUGACGAAGAUGAGAGCAGGGCGUUUUAUUCAUUGAAUUUACCCACCGCUGGAUGGGUGACAAUUCAUAAUGAGGGUUUGUCAGAUGUCAGAAGAUCUUCGCUGCUGCUCCUGGAAGACAAAGCGGUGGGUGUAAACAAAAUAAAUACAAAAAAUCGCUUCCUUGUUCCACCUUCGGAGGAUUGGCACGUUGGCCUGACAUCAUUGGCUGGUCGUUGGGAAUGAAUCAUCGCCUUCAUCAGGGGGGGUCAGGGAUGCUGCCACUGUCACUGCGACCUUAAAAAAAAAAAGACACCACCACGGACAAAACCCACACGGCGUGUCACCGUUCAACGACAAUUACAAAACCUGCCAGGAGCCAGCAUGGAGGAAAUCCUGCGAAAGCUGCAGAAAGACGCGUCCGGCCACAAGCACAAGGCUAUCCGCGAUGCCUGCGUCUACGCCCGCGAAACCCUGGAGUCUCCGAAUGGAUCGGCCAAGAUUUCCCCUUCACAGCUCCGAGAGCGCUGUCUGCUGCCUCUACAGAUGGCCCUGGAGUCUAAAAACACCAAACUGGGACAGACGGCGCUUACUGGAAUGCAGAAGCUCCUGUGCGAGGACCGGUUUAUGGGUGGAGUCGGCGUGGAGGUGGAGGUCCUGGAGAAGCAGCUGCUCAGCCAGAUGUUGGAGGCCAUCCGAGUCACCCCGUCCCUCCACGAAGACCUGCAGGUGGAAGUCAUGAAGGUCCUGCUGUGUAUCACCUACUCCCCAAACUUUGACAUUAACGGAGACUCCAUCCUCCGCAUCGCUGAGGUGUGUAUCGAGACCUACGUGUCCAGCUGUCACCAGCGCAGCAUCAACACGGCGGUCCGAGCCACGCUGAGCCAGAUACUGGGAGACCUGACGCUGCAGCUACGACACAGACAAGAGGGUGCAGAUGGAGAAGAAGUGACUGCUCCACCGAUGCAUAGAAGAGAUGUGUCCCCGACCAGCCAGGCUCUGUGUGAAGACGUGGUGACGGUUCUGACAGUUUUCUGUGAAAAACUGGAGUCCGUGGACAGUGAUAACCAGCUCCUGCAGCUGCUCUACCUGGAGUGCCUCCUCUCCAUGCUCAGCAGCUGUCCUCCCACAAUGCACCUGUCCAGAGGUUUCACCGACCUCGUGUGGAAGCAGCUGUGUCCGUCCCUCGUGGCCAUCAUGGGAAAUCCUGUCAACGACAAAACCAUCACCUCCCACCACGGCUACAUGGGGGCGCCGGAGCGCCUCUCUGAUAGACUCAGUCUAGGACUCAGCCACGAGGUGGACUGUUUCGGUGGGGGGGUAUCCGAUCAAGGCAGAGGGUCGGGCUGUUCCUCCAGCGCCCCCGCCAGGAUAGCGCCGGUAGUGCGGACGGUGUGCUACGUGGCGGCGGAGCUGGUGCGCCUGGUGAGCUGCGUGGAGUCGAUGAAGCCCGUGCUGCAGUCGCUCUACCACCGGAUCCUGCUGUACCCGCCGCCACAGCACCGCACCGAGGCCAUCCGCAUCAUGAAGGAGAUUCUGGGCAGUCCCCAGCGGCUGUACGACCUGGCCGGUCCGUGCGUGGUGGAGCCUGAAACCAGGAAGCGCUCCUUCUCCAAGAGGAAGUCCCACCUGGACCUGCUCAAACUAGUGAUGGACGGGAUGACCGAGGCCUGUAUGAAGGGAGGCAUCGAGGCGUGUUACUCCUCGGUGUCCUGCGCCUGCGCUCUCCUCGGGGCGCUGGACGAACUGUCGAAGGGCCGUGGCAUCCAAUCCGAGCAGGCUCGGCUUCUGCUCCGGCGACUGGACGACCUGAAAGAUGGGACCGAGUCGACGCGCGAGUCCAUGGAGAUCAACGAGGCCGACUUCAGGUGGCAGAGACACGUCCUGUCCUCUGAGCAGGCUCCCUGGGACCCUGCCUCCACCUCCUCCAACGCCGCGGCCGCCGCAGCCGCCGAGCGCAGCCCCGACGUCAGCAUCAGCAUCACCACGGAGACGGGCCAAACCACCGUGGACGUGGAGGUGGGCGAGAUCGGCGCGGAUCUGGGCCAAGCCACUCCCGAGGAGUGUGGCGAGGACGCGCGCCUCCCCUCGUCCUCCGUCUGCGGCGGCCGGGAGGGGGCCGAGCGCGAAGGAGAGAGAGGAGCGGUGGUUCCUCCAGACGUGGUGCAGCGAAGUCACGGCCUCGUCUACCCCGACAUCACCAACUUCCUGUCUGUGGAGUCCCGAACCAGGCCGCACCACGGAGGGGGGUCACGGUACAGCGAGAGCAACUUUAGCAUGGAGGAGCAGGACUUGUCCCGGACCGAGUUUGACUCGUGUGACCAGUACUCCAUGGCCGCCGAGAAGGACUCGGGCCGCUCCGACGUGUCCGACAUCGGCUCCGACAACGCCUCGCUGGCCGACGAGGAGCAGCAGACGCCUCGCAACUGCCCGGGCCACCGCUCGCUGCGCACCGCCGCGCUGUCCCUCAAACUGCUGCGCAACCAGGAGGCGGACCAGCAGAGCGCCCGGCUGUUCGUCCAGGCGCUCGCGGCGCUGCUGCCCCGGCUGCUGGGACUGGCCACGGCCGCCGAGGUGGACCUGUCGCUGCAGAACUUCUCCUCCACCUUCUGCUCCGGUCUGCAGGCCGGUGGGAUCCACUCUCCGGGCUUCGAGAGCGGCGACACGCUGAGCUGUCAGUCUCUGAUGAACGCCGACGGCCUCUACCUGGUGUCCUACUACGCCCUCCUGCUCAAUCUCAAGCUCUGCUGCUGCGACUUCUACAGGCGCCGGACGCUCGCGCCCGUCCUCAGCCUGAAGGAGUUUGUGCGUCUGAUCCAGAGCAGCGGGGUCCUUGUGGUUCUGUCUCAGGCCUGGAUCGAGGAGCUCUACCACCAGGUGUUAGAGCGCAACCUGCUGGCCGAGGCCGGGUACUGGGGCUCGCCAGAAGACCACACACUGCCACUCAUCACCAUGCUCACAGAUAUUGACGGGCUGGGCAGCAGUGCGAUCGGAGGCCAGCUGAUCAGGAGGGCGUCCAGCCAAUCACCGCUCAGCUGUGGCAAGGCUGGCAGUGACACUGCGAUGGCAGGAGCAGUGUUCUCCCGCUUCAUCCUCACCGGCGUGUGGAAGAACCUGAUGGACGUGCUGUCCACGCCGCUGACGGGCCGCAUGGCGGGCAGCUCCAAGGGCCUGGCGUUUAUCCUGGGAGCGGAGGGGGUCAAAGAGCAGAGCCAGAGGGAGAGAGACACCAUCUGUCUGAGUCUGGACGGCCUGCGCAAAGCGGCUGCGCUCAGCUGCGCCCUCGGUGUGGCUGCCAACUGUGCCUCGGCGUUGGCCCAGAUGGCUGCAGCCUCCUGUGUGCAGGAAGAGAAAGAGGAGAAGGAGGCGGGAGAGAUGGGCGACGCCAUCACACAAGUAAAGCAGCGCGUUGAACAGCGUCUGGAGCAGAUGGGUCGUCCUCAGGGAGUUCGCCUCCACACGGCUCACGUGCUGUGUAUGGACGCCAUCCUGAACGUAGGACUGGAGAUGGGUAGCCAUAAUCACGACUGCUGGCCGCAUGUUUUCAGGGUGACUGAGUACAUCAGCUCGUUGGAGCACAGCCACUUCAGCGACGGCUCGGCCCAGCCGUCCUCUCUGACCCCCAUCAGCCAGCAGAGCCAGCAGGCCGCCGGCGUGGACCUGGGCAUGGAGCUGAGCUGCGAGCCCAGCCCGGAGGCCUCGGAGCUGGGCCUGAGCCAGCCCGUCAUCCAGCCUCUGUCCAUCCAGGAGCUGCUGAGGGAGAGCAGCCGGGGCCGAGGGCUGGAGCUGAAGAGCGGCAGCCUGAUGACGGGGAACAGCGCUGCCAAGGCUGUGUGCACGCUGUCAACACAGACUGACAGGUUGUUUGAAGAAGCAGCUACCAAGCUGAACCUGGUUGGUCUGGUCGGCUUCCUGCAGCAGCUCCGGAAAGCUUCUCAGUCUCAGCUGUUUGACUCCGUUACUGAGACUGGAGACUAUUCACUGGCAAUGCCAGGCGAGGCCAAGUCGACGCUGGACCGACGCAGCGCUCUGCAUCUCUUCCGCCUGGGCGAGGGCAUGCUGAGGAUCGUCAUGAACAAGAACCGCCCUCUGCUGCACAUGAUGAGGGCCUGGAGCGUGGUGGCCCCACACCUGGUCGAGGCGGCGUGUCACAAGGAGCGCCACGUGUCCCAGAAGGCCGUUUCCUUCAUCCACGACGUUCUGACGGAGGUGCUGACGAGCUGGGCGGAGCUUCCACACUUCCACUUCAACGAGGCGCUGUUCAGGCCCUUCGAGCACAUCAUGCAGCUGGAGCUGUGUGACGAGGACGUACAGGACCAGGUGAUAACGUCCAUAGGAGAGCUGGUGGAGAUGUGUUCUCCUCAGAUCCUGUCAGGGUGGAGGCCUCUGUUCAGCGCCCUGAGGACCGUCCACAGCAGCAAGACAGACACCAAAGACUACCUGCUGGGAGAAUACUCCAUGGGGAAGUCCCAGGCUCCAGUGUUCGAUGUCUUCGAGGCUUUCAUCAACACCGAUAACAUCCAGGUGUUUGCCAACGCGGCCACUGACUACAUCAUGUGCCUCCUGAAGUUUGUCAAAGGCUUAGGAGAGGUGGACUAUAAGGAGAUCGGAGACUGUGUCCAUGUGUCGGGUUACAGCUCCACCGACCUCUGCCUGCCUGCUCUGGACUAUCUCCGCAGAUGUUCGCAGCUGCUGGCAAAGAUCUACAAGAUGCAGUCCAAGCCGGUGUUCCUGGGGGCGCGGCUCGCCAGCCUGCCCCUGAGAUCGCAGGAGCGCUCGAUCAGCACCGAGGACGGGAUGGACUGCGUCCUGCAGGAGUUUGACGACGACACGGGUCUGAUCCAGGUGUGGAUUUUGUUGCUGGAGCAGCUCACAGCAGCGGUGUCCAACUGUCCCCGCCAACACCAACCUCCAACCCUGGAGCUGCUCUUCACUCUGCUCAGAGAGGUCGCCACUGUGCCAGGCCCGGGGUUCGCCAUCUUCGCCGUCAUCCAGCUGCUGCUUCCCGUGAUGUCCCUGUGGCUGCAGCGUAGCCACGGCGACCACUCCUACUGGGACGUGGCGGCCGCAAACUUCAAGCACGCCAUCGGCCUGUGCUGCGAGCUGGUGGUGGAGCACGUCAACAGUUUCAUACACUCGGAUAUUGGUUACGAGUCUUUGAUCAACCUGAUGUUGAAGGAUCUGUUCAAGCUUCUGGUGGCUUGUGUGUCUGAGCCUGCAGAGACCAUCUCCAGAGUGGGCUGCUCCUGCAUCAGGUAUAUUUUGGUCACAGUGGGUCCAGUGUUCACGGAAGAAAUGUGGCGGUUGGCCUGCUGUGCUCUGCAGGAUGCUUUCUCUGCUACGCUAGAGCCUGUCAAGAACCUUCUGGCGUGUUUCCACAGCGGUUCAGACAGUUUUUCGGGAGACGCCUGUGAAGUGAAGGUGGCCGCUCCGUCCCACUCUGCUGCAGCUGAGGCGGAGUACUGGCGGAUCAAAGCCAUGGCUCAGCAGGUCUUUAUGUUGGACACCCAGUGCUCGCCGAAGACGCCCAACAACAAGGAGGGCUUUGAGCACGCUCAGUCCUGCGUUCUCAUCAUCGAGCUGCCGACAGACCAGCAGGCCAACGGACACACACAGAAGAGGAUCCCCUUCAGGACCAUCGUGGUGAGCCUGCUGUCCCACCAGGUCCUGCUCCAAAACCUCUACGACAUCCUGCUGGAGGAGUUCGUCAAGCAUCCCGACGGAACCGAAAGCGUCACCCCCGUGACCUCUGACCCCAGCCGGGCCGCUGCAGGCUUCCUGCGCUACAUCUCCAUGACUAACUUAGCCAUAAUCCUUGAUCUGCUGCUGGACUCUUACAGGACAGCGCGGGACUUUGACACCCGGCCCGGUCUGAAGUACCUACUGAUGAAGGUGUCGGGGGUUUCUGGCGCGGCUAAUCUGUACCGUCAGUCCGCCAUGAGCUUCAACCUGUACUUCCAGGCCCUGCUGUGCGCCACACUGAGCCAGGCCGACAGCAUGACCGCACAGCAGGUGAAGAGGAUGCUGUAUGAGGAAGAAGAGGGGAGCUCUGACUCUUCUCACCCUGGCUCUGCUUCCUCAGAGGACGAAGACAUCUUUGAAGAAACAGCACAGGUCAGCCCCCCCCGCGGCCGGGAUAAGCGCCACCACUGGCGGGCGCCCAUCCCGUCCCUGAGCGUGCAGCCGCUGAGCAGCGCGGACUGGGCCUGGCUGGUCAAACGCCUCUACAAGCUGUGCAUGGAUCUGUGCAACAGCUACAUUCAGAUGCACCGCGACCUGGAGAGCACGCUGGAGGACAUGGCGCUGCUGAGGGGAGGAGCGGGAGGCGCGGGAGAGCACGUCUUCUUCCUGCCCCUCUUCCAGUCGGAGACUUCCACCCCGACUUCGGCGGGCGGGCUGUCGGCGCAGGGGACGCCGUCGGAGGAAGGCGGGUACAGGGGUCAGGCGGCGGACAGGGCAGCGUCGCCGGGAGACACGCCCACACCCAGCCCAGGAUUCAGCUGCACGGGCAGUCUGCCCCCCCACUUCAGGUCCGGAGGCGAGAGGAGGGACUCCGGCCUCGCAGGAAGCUCUGCAGGCGCAGCUCCUGUCAGCGCCGGCCCGGGAAGGAGAAAGGAAUGGUGGGAAAGCGCCGGGAACAAGCUGUACACCAUCGCCACGGACAAAACCAUCAGCAAGCUGAUGAUGGAGUACAAACGCCGGAAGCAGCAGCAGCAGCAGCAGGCGCAGCAGAGCCACGUCAACCUGUUUAUGAAGGAGCAGGGCCGUGCGGCUGGGGCUGCAGCAGGAGGAGGAGGUGCGGGCGGGGAGAGGAGGGGCCCCGUGGAGCCACAAAGGGCCCCGCAGAGGCCCCAACAUCUGGUGGACCAGCAGGGUCCCGCUCUGAGGCACUCUGUCAGCGCGGGGCCGGAGGUCCUGAGGCAGGAGAAGAGACCUCGGUCAGCAUCCACCAUCAGCUCCCACAGCAUCUCGCUGAGGGACUCGGAGGCUCAGAUACAGGCGUGGACCAACAUGGUCUUGACUCUCCUGAACCAGGUCCUCCUGCUGUCAGAUUCCUCCUUCCUGGCGCUCCAGCCGGCGCUCUACCCCUGCCUCAGCCAGCUGUCCUGCCACGCGGAUUCACGCCGCCCCGCGCAGGCGUUGCGCGAGUGGCUGGGCCGCGUCGGCAGGCUCUACGACAUCAUCGUGGGACGCCGCAGCGGAGAAACGCAAAAAAAAAACACCGGGCGGAAGAGCGGCGGUCUGUCGGGUCAGUGAAGGACGUAAAACAGAUGAAGUGGACUGGUUUGAUGCCGUCCGUGCGACGGCGCCGCUGUGCGGUAGAUUGGAAAAGGGUUUGAUUGGCUGAUGAUGGCAACGCAAAGGCAGACUGUGACAUCAUAAUCCCAAUACAAGUGGUGGAACAAGUGACGAUAAAAAAAAAAAAAAAUGGAUUCGUGGCAUUUUUGAAGAACACUGGCGAACAUGGUUCUUUGUCUAUAAUAGAAAUGCUUUUGAGAAGUGAAUGUGCCCAGUUCUGCCUCUUUUUGUUCAGUUGAAGUUGUUCAUUUUACACAUACACACACACACACACACACACACACACACACACACACACACACACACGAAGCUUUUAAUAUGAUUUGCUUAUUAGUUUGAAAAACUGAUUUGCAGAAUUGCUCCUAAUCUUGUCACAGUAUUGUCAUAUCGCCACAAUAUGCUUCCACUAAGCUCAUAAAUACGUAAUUACAUUAAUGUGGAUGCAGACACAAAGCUUGAUUUAUGGUUUUGCGUUGAAUCUACGCCGUAGAUACGUACCUACAUAGGUGCGUACGUAGGUAGGCGUAUUAGGGAUGUCACAUGAACUGGUACUUUGGUACCAAGUCGGUACCCCUCCUCUCCACGACAAAACAGUGACAGAAAUUUAAGAGGAAAAAGACCCCCUAAGUGUUAUCCUUGUUCUCCUAAAAUACGCGUUACCUGUAUAAUGGAGGACGUGGGACUUAUUGUAUUGUAUUUUACCGUGGUAUCGAAUUGGAAAUUAAAAAUCAUGAAAUUUCACUGGUAUUGGUAUCGAUGACUUUUUUUAUUCUUUUUCUCUUUUUACACACCGUGGUAUGGACGGUGUUAUCGAGUAUCGUGUACUUUUGGUGGUAACGGUACCCACUACUACAUUUUUGGUAGUCUAUAUAUUUGAACGUACACGUACGACGAUUCUGAUUGGUUUAAAGAAAUGCCAAUAAACCAGAACAGGUUUUUCUCCCGUCCCGGAAUGCUGUGUGGACUAGCCAGACCCUCCUCCGCAACGCUGUGGAGGAAGGUCCGGCAAAGCGAGACUACAUUGUUGGUAUCGUGACAUCCCUAAUGCGUAGAGACGGACCCUACACCGUAGCCCGACGCGCACCUUCCCCAGA
This is a messenger RNA of Perca fluviatilis (European perch), 8504 nucleotides long. It is a transcript of the gene arfgef3, whose product is annotated as ARFGEF family member 3. The transcript has 42 exons. The record is from RefSeq and is a predicted model, not a curated record. Bases 496 to 7368 code for a protein of 2290 amino acids. Gene Ontology annotation, biological process: regulation of ARF protein signal transduction. NCBI's taxonomy places the organism in Eukaryota, Metazoa, Chordata, Actinopteri, Perciformes, Percidae. Gene Ontology annotation, molecular function: guanyl-nucleotide exchange factor activity.